Messenger RNA from Leopardus geoffroyi (Geoffroy's cat), 4347 nucleotides. It is a transcript of the gene GFM2, whose product is annotated as GTP dependent ribosome recycling factor mitochondrial 2. The coding region runs from base 134 to 2476 and encodes 780 amino acids. Gene Ontology annotation, cellular component: mitochondrion. Gene Ontology annotation, molecular function: GTPase activity; translation elongation factor activity; GTP binding. The transcript has 21 exons. The record is from RefSeq and is a predicted model, not a curated record. Gene Ontology annotation, biological process: mitochondrial translation; ribosome disassembly. NCBI's taxonomy places the organism in Eukaryota, Metazoa, Chordata, Mammalia, Carnivora, Felidae.
CCGAAGUAGUGUAUCGUGACCGUGGGGCCUUUGCGGACUUCGGCGCGGUCUGCACCGGCGGCUCUCAGCACCUGGCGGGAAAAAGCCGACCUCCGGUAUGCGCUCCAGUGCCAGAGAAUAACAGAGGAUCAACAUGUUGUCCAACUUGAGGAAAUUUGUAGUCAGUCAUAAGAAAAUACCCAUCCUGCAUGUUAAUAAUAUGUGUUGCUCUAAAAUGAGAGCAAGUUUACAAAGACUAAAGUCACAUGUGUCUCUUGGAAGAAACUACAGUUCUCUACCAGGUUUGAUAGGAAAUGAUAUCAAAUCCCUUCAUUCUGUCAUCAAUCCUCCCAUAGCUAAAAUCCGAAAUAUUGGAAUUAUGGCUCAUAUUGAUGCAGGCAAAACUACCACCACAGAAAGAAUAUUGUACUAUUCUGGAUACACAAGAUCGCUGGGAGAUGUUGAUGAUGGAGAUACAGUGACAGAUUUCAUGGCUCAAGAGCGAGAAAGAGGCAUUACUAUUCAGUCUGCUGCUGUUACGUUUGAUUGGAAGGGAUAUAGAGUCAAUUUAAUUGAUACGCCAGGUCAUGUAGACUUUACCUUGGAGGUUGAGCGCUGCCUUAGAGUGUUGGAUGGUGCAGUAGCUGUGUUUGAUGCCUCUGCUGGUGUAGAGGCCCAGACUCUCACAGUAUGGAGGCAAGCUGAUAAACACAAGAUACCUCGAAUCUGUUUUUUAAACAAAAUGGACAAAACUGGAGCAAGUUUUAAAUAUGCGGUUGAAAGCAUCAGAGAGAAGUUGAAGGCAAAGCCAUUACUUUUGCAGUUACCACUUGGUGAAGGCAAAGCUUUCAAAGGAGUUGUGGAUGUAGUAAAUAAAGAAAAACUUCUUUGGAAUCCUAAUUCAGAUGAUGGAAAAGACUUUGUGAGGAAUCCCCUUUUGGAAAUGAGUGAUCCUGAGUUGCUUAAGGAGACAACUGAAGCAAGGAAUGCCUUAAUUGAGCAGGUUGCAGAUUUGGAUGAUGAAUUUGCUGACUUGGUUUUAGGAGAAUUUAGUGAAAAUUUUGAUUUGCUACCAGCUGAAAAGCUCCAGACUGCAAUUCGCAGAGUAACACUGGCUCAGACAGCAGUGCCUGUGCUUUGUGGAAGUGCCCUGAAAAACAAAGGUGUCCAGCCCUUGUUGGAUGCUGUUACUGUGUACUUGCCUUCACCUGAAGAGCGCAACUAUGAAUUUCUGCCAUGGUAUAAGGGUGACUUAUGUGCACUGGCAUUUAAAGUUCUUCAUGACAAGCAGCGAGGACCGCUGGUGUUUAUGCGCAUUUACUCAGGCAUGAUAAAACCCCAAUUGGCCAUCUAUAAUAUUAAUGGAAACUGCACGGAGAGAAUAAGUCGUCUUCUUUUGCCAUUUGCUGACCAACAUAUAGAAAUCCCUUCACUGACUGCUGGUAACAUUGCUUUGACUGUUGGCCUUAAACACACCGCCACAGGAGACACCAUUGCCUCAUCCAAGUCCAGUGCGUUAGCUGCGGCUCGUCGAGCCGAAACAGAAGGAGGAAAAAAACAUAGACGGAACAAUGAAGCCGAAAGACUUCUUCUGGCUGGGGUGGAAAUUCCAGAACCUGUUUUCUUCUGUACCAUAGAACCCCCUUCGGUGGCUAAGCAGCCAGAUUUGGAUUAUGCAUUGAAAUGCCUUCAACGUGAAGAUCCCAGUUUGAAAGUGAAGCUAGAUGCUGAUUCUGGACAGACUGUCUUAUGUGGUAUGGGGGAGUUACAUAUUGAGAUUAUUCAUGACCGAAUCAAGAGAGAAUAUGGAUUGGAAACCUAUCUAGGGCCUCUCCAGGUGGCAUACCGAGAGACCAUUCUAAAUGCAGUUUGUGCCACAGAUACCUUAGAUAGAACAUUAGGAGACAAACGGCAUCUUGUGACUGUAGAACUGGAAGUAAAACCAGUUGAAACAGCCUCUGUUAUGCCAGUUAUCGAGUAUGCUGGAAGUGUUAGUGAAGACCUUCCGACGGCUUCCCAAGAGGCCAUUGAAAAUGGGAUUCACAGUGCAUGCCUCCAAGGACCACUGCUUGGAUCCCCAGUCCAAGAUGUGGCAGUUGCUGUACAUUCACUGAUAAUUCAUCCUGGUACCUCCACAACUAUGAUUUCUGCCUGUGUCUCCAGAUGCAUACAAAAGGCGCUGAAGAAGGCUGAUAAGCAAGUUUUAGAGCCCCUGAUGAAGCUCGAGGUUACAGUCACUAGAGAUUACCUCAGCCUUGUCCUGGCAGAUCUGGCACAAAGAAGAGGGACCAUUCAGGAAAUCCAGACUCGUCAGGAAAACAAAAUUAUUACUGGAUUUGUUCCCCUAGCAGAAAUUAUGGGUUAUUCAACUGUGCUUCGAACGCUAACAUCAGGCUCAGCUACUUUUGCCUUAGAACUAUCUAAUUAUGAAGCCAUGAAUCCUCAAGACCAAACUGUACUGCUCGGCCGGCGAAGUGGCUUGACCCAAGUACUUUGAGACUCCGGAGCCCCUAUCAACUGCAGUUUCAGUAAGAAGAAUUUUUAUUGCUUUACUGAACUAACUAAACAGACAGUGGUACUGGAGUUGCCCAUUCUAUAAUCAGAUAGAGGUCCCAUUUUAAAAAAGAUACAUCUUUUAUUUAAAACAGUGCACCAAAUCUGAAUUUCCAUGAUUUCAAAAUGAAGUUGAUUGUAGUACAGAUUGCUGUAGGUUUUGUCCCCUCCUAUUUUCUUCUUUGUUCAGGCUCAUUCUUAUGUUUUGUAUUCAUAGUCACAAUAUCCAGUAAAAAGAGGUUCUGCAGAUAUUCCCCGUCUAUAGAACAAAGUAUGAAUUAGGUUUUAGAUUGAUAUAAAUGCAUCUUAAGAAUAAACUAAGUUCUUGGAGAGCCUGAGUGGGGGAGCGGCAAAGGGAGACCGAGGAUCUGAAGCUGGCUUUGUGCUGACGACAGAGAGCCCAGCGUUGGGCUCGAAAUCAUGCACCGUGAGACUGUGAAGUCGGUGUACUUAACCAACUGAGCCACCCAGGUGCCUCUUAAAGAAAAAGUUCAAAUAAUCUUUUCUCCUUUUGGGCAUAAUUCUGUUUCGUACAAAAAUCAAUUCCCAGUUUCUAAGUAAAUCACUACUUGUUAGGUGACAUACAGUUCUUUUUAUAGAAAACAAAGUUAAUCAUCCUGGACUUGGUAAUGUCCUAACUUUCAAAAUGCCGUACCUGACCAUUCUGCAGCGGUGAACUGUCAGUCUGUUGUAGGCAUCCCCUACACUUGUGAUGUCUUCUGGACUCCAGAGUCUUUCACCAACGGCACUUGCCCGAGGCCUGUAAGUUAAAUCACAUGUCCCCCAAAGCAGUUUAAAUUUAUGUGUUCUGAAAUUUCUAGUACUUCCCUACUUGGAUGGAGAAGGAAAAAUAAGGCACUUUAAUUCAAAUUUAUCACUUAAAAUUCCAUACCAUAAUCUCGGAGUAAGGUUAGUUGCAUCCACAAAUUCUCCCCACAGACAAGCUUCUCCACCAAUGACAAGUUUUUUCUGUUCUUGAGAACCUACAUUAAAAUCAUUGAAUGGCUGUAAAUGAAGUAGUUGCAGCUCCAACCUCUGACAGAGGCAAUUACUGGUCCCCUGGUCAGUUCAUGGUUUUGGCACAAAAAGAGCAAACUUAAUUCCCACAAUGCUUGUUAGCAUAUUUCUACAAAUUGGUAUCUUCAGUACUAGCACACCACUUUAUUUUGGUUUUGUGCAAGCUGCUUUGGGUUCAGGAACCAUUAUUCCCUUGGUUGCCUAAGAAGAGUGUGCCAGGAAUUCAAGUCGGAAUACUCAUAACUACUGCUCACUCCUGCCUUCAAUAUCUACCUCGUGGUACUAAAAAAGACUAAGUACCCAAUUGAUAUUACAUUAUGUCAAUUCCUAACAGACUUACAUACUGAUUCGAAACUUUUUUUUUUUUCUUUAAGGAAAUUUUAAAAACUGGACAAAGUAGAAGUGUUCUUAAGGAAGGGGGUCUGAGAGCCUAAAGCUCCACCCCCUUCCUAAGACUACACAGCCUGAAAUACAGGGAACUAGACUACAGCCUUCCUUAAGUGUCUUAACAAUUGGAAAGGCCAGUCAGUCAAAAGCAGAGAUACAAGGUUAAUGCGGACAAGCGUCUUUAAAAUGUAAGGUAACAAUGCGCAGCAGUGGAAACGGAGAUAAAGGAACCUACUUUUGAAGUUCUUUUAUUCAGGCAAGGAUAUGGUUUCUUUCACAAAUUUUAAGAUGUAUUGCGGGCCUUUUUUUUUUUUUUCAAGUAAACAAUAUCAGGACCAAACAUAAAAGGGACGAUAGUGAGUAGGUAAUAUCUGGAUGAAAAUUUCCCAGUGGAAGAUUAAGGGAAGAAAA